CCUCGCCCCGCCUCUCAAGGCCGUAAGUCAGCGCUGCGAGUCACUUCGCGGCGGAGCCGCACGAGAACUGGAAGCUUGGUGUGCAGUGCGGGUGUCCCCGGCUUCGGUCAGUCCCGCACCUGAUUCGUCAGUGGUGGCCAGGCCGCUGGUCCUCGAGGCCGCCUCGGAGCCGGUGAGAGUGGCAAGUCGGUGUCACGUCAUCCCACUGGCCGUGUGACUGACCCUGGGGCUUCACGUGCUGCAGGGGCUCUCAGGAGGAAUGGCAGCCAAGGGCAGCCUGCUUCGCCUGCUGUGGCAGCGUGUGGUGACAGGGGCUGCCCCUGAGAGCUGCCGCCACCUGUAUACAUCCUCUUGGCGGGCUGACUGCAACAGAGCCUUGCUCACUCGCUUGCACCGGCAGACCUACGCACGCCUCUAUCCUGUGCUCCUGGUCAAGCAGGAUGGUUCCACCAUCCACAUUCGCUACCGGGAGCCUCGAAGGAUGCUCACAAUGCCCGUGGACCUGGACUCCCUGUCCCCAGAGGAAAGGCGAGCUCGAUUCAGGAAACGAGAGGCCAAGUUCAAAGAGAAGAAAGAAGAGCCAGAGCUGAGUGAUGACUUUGAUGUGGAACAGUACAAGCGGUUUUGGACCAAAAAGUGAUGGUGCCUGGAAGAGGUGCUGGCCUGAGAUGCUGUGAAGGGGAAAGAGGAAUCUCCUUAAAUCAUAUGUUCAUGAA
Messenger RNA from Phacochoerus africanus (Common warthog), 716 nucleotides. RefSeq names its product mitochondrial ribosomal protein L55 (gene MRPL55). Bases 260 to 640 code for a protein of 126 amino acids. Gene Ontology annotation, molecular function: structural constituent of ribosome. The transcript has 4 exons. Gene Ontology annotation, cellular component: mitochondrial large ribosomal subunit. Lineage: Eukaryota; Metazoa; Chordata; Mammalia; Artiodactyla; Suidae. Gene Ontology annotation, biological process: translation. The record is from RefSeq and is a predicted model, not a curated record.